Messenger RNA from Candida albicans SC5314, 528 nucleotides. Its product is annotated as monothiol glutaredoxin. NCBI's taxonomy places the organism in Eukaryota, Fungi, Ascomycota, Pichiomycetes, Serinales, Debaryomycetaceae. The record is from RefSeq and is a predicted model, not a curated record. The coding region runs from base 1 to 528 and encodes 175 amino acids. The transcript has a single exon.
AUGUUUAGAAGAUCGUUAUUAUCAACAUCAAGAUUUAUCAACAAGUCAUCAUCAUCAUUAUCACCUGGUUUAUUAUUGAAUAAUUUCCGUGGCAAUUUCCAACAAUCACGAUUUAUAUCCACUGAAUUAAAAGAUGCAUUAGAUAAAGCUGUUACUACAUCCCCCGUAGUUUUAUUUAUGAAAGGUACACCAGAAUUCCCACAAUGUGGAUUUUCUCGAGCCACUAUUCAAAUUUUAGGUCAACAAGGAGUUGAUCCGGAAAAAUUUGCUGCUUAUAAUGUAUUAGAAGAUUCUGAAUUACGUGAAGGAAUAAAAGAAUAUAGUUCAUGGCCAACAAUUCCUCAAUUAUAUGUUAAUGGAGAAUUUAUUGGUGGUUGUGAUAUUAUCACUAGUAUGGCCCAAAAUGGAGAAUUGGCAGAAUUAUUAGAAGAACUGAAUGCAUUAAUUCCUGAAGAAAAUGAACCAACAACAUCUGAAGAAAAUCAAGAGACGGUUCAAUCAGCCAAUAUUAAACCAAAUAGAAAUUAA